Messenger RNA from Bactrocera tryoni, 2139 nucleotides. Its product is annotated as solute carrier organic anion transporter family member 4A1-like. Lineage: Eukaryota; Metazoa; Arthropoda; Insecta; Diptera; Tephritidae. Gene Ontology annotation, cellular component: membrane. The record is from RefSeq and is a predicted model, not a curated record. Gene Ontology annotation, biological process: transmembrane transport; sodium-independent organic anion transport. Gene Ontology annotation, molecular function: protein binding.
CGUUGGUAGUUGGCUCCAUUGUUGGUUAAUGAUGUUCGGCCGGUGAAGUUGUGGCAGUCGCCGCGUUUAGUUGCAUUUUGUGCCUCCGCUUAAAUAGACGUUGAAGCGGUUGAAAAGCGCGAAAACUUUGCAUAUCGAAGUGUUAGAUAUAGUGAUGUGCGCAAGAUAUGAAAAGAAAAGUUUUCAAAAUAUUAGACUUGAAAAGAAUACGUAAUUUCAUUUAAUACAAGAACAAGUAAAAUAAAUCGCCGAGAGAAGAACUCUUCUGUCGUAAUAAAAAUGAAUCGAAUGACGGCCUCUGAAGUGCCAUCAAACAAUCAAGCCCACAAUGGUUUAUCAAUCAGCAAUCUAACUGUAAUUAGUACAAUGACAAAUGCUAAACAAAAUGGUGAAAUUUCACCACAAAUCGAUACAAACUUUAUUGAACUGUCGCCAUCGGGUGAUUUAAGUGUUUCGCAAACGUCCUUCGACGCUAUGUCGAAUAAGGAACCGGACAAAAUGUUCGGAUGGGAAAAAUUUAAACCGAAAUUUCUACAACGCUUCUGCAAUGCAAAAUGGGCGCUCUUCUGGCUCUGUUGGGGUGGCGCUAUGCAAGGGCUUAUCGUGAAUGGCUUCAUUAAUGUCGUCAUUACGACUAUUGAACGACGUUUCGGACUGCGCUCUCGUCAGACGGGUCUUGUCGCCAGUGGCUACGAUAUCGCCUCAUUCGUUUGCCUGGUGCCUGUCACAUAUUUUGGUGGACGUGUUGGUGCAUCAAAGCCAAAAAUUCUGGCAUGGGGCGUUAUUCUAAUGGGCAUUGGAUCAUUGACAUUUGCGCUGCCACAUUUUCUAGUCAGUAGUUAUCGUGCAACAAUGAGCGAUAGUAAUGUUUGUCAAAGCAGCGCAACAAAUGGGACACAUUAUGAGACUUGCAGUUCGGAAGCCGAUACAUUUGCUGAGCAAGAGAAUCUUUCUUGGACCGUGUGGUUGUUCUUUUUGGCGCAAUUGCUGCAUGGUGCCGGCGCUUCGCCGCUCUUCACCCUCGGUGUCACAUAUAUCGAUGAGAAUGUCUCCACGAAGAUGUCCUCUGUGUAUUUGGGUAUCUUCUACACGAUGGCGAUAAUUGGCCCUGCCGUGGGUUAUGUGCUUGGCGGGCAGCUUUUACUGAUUUAUACCGAGUUCAUGACGGUGGAUGCCUCUGUCUUAGGUCUGACAAGCUCCAGCAAGGUUUGGAUUGGCGCUUGGUGGAUUGGUUUCAUUUUUGCAGCAAUUGCUUGUUUUCUACUCUCCAUACCGAUAUUCGGUUAUCCAUCAUCACUGCCGGGAGCUAAAGAAUUGCAGCAACAAAUGUCUGAAGCCUACAAUGCCGAUGGACAGAAAAUUGAGCAGACAUUCACCAAACUCAAAGACAUGCCAAGCGCACUACUAUCAUUGCUGAAGAACCCCACAUUUUUCUGUCUGAAUAUGGCCGGUGCCACAGAAGGUCUAGUAAUCGCCGGGUUCGCAGCCUUUCUGCCCAAACAAAUUGAGAAUCAAUUCAGUAUUUCGCCAGUUUGGUCCGCGCUCUUAAUGGGACUCAUUACAGUGCCCGCAGGUGGUGGUGGCACUUUCCUCGGCGGUUAUCUAAUUAAAAAAUUGAAACUAAACUGCGCCAAUAUUAUAAAAAUGUGUUUGAUUAUGACAACGAUUUCGGCAUUCUUCACCUCUUGCUUUUUGCUCUCCUGUCCGAAUUUGGCGUUUGCGGGUGUCACUACACAGUAUCGCAGGGAAGUGCUUAAAGACAGUGCCAAGGAAAUGACAAAUUUGACAGAUGGCGUGGAGCGCUCUUACUUGGGUAUGGAGCUGCAAUCGAGUUGUAAUGUGGAUUGUGGUUGCAGUAAAUUGAAUUAUGAACCGAUUUGUGGCGCUGAUGGUAUUCUCUAUUAUAGUCCAUGCUUCGCCGGUUGCCAUGAGGAAUAUCAUAUGAAUCAGGUUAAAAUUUACACGAAUUGCUCGUGCAUCGAUAAGCAAAUGUUUGAUGAUGGUGACACCCCAGAUGCCACGAAUCUGAUGUGUAAAUCUACUUGUCAUUACCUGUCGUAUUUCGUGGGCUUGUGUUUUGUGCUGAUGCUCUUUACAUUCCUGUCGACUAUGCCGGCACUGUCGGCUACACUGAGGUGA